This is a messenger RNA of Colletotrichum destructivum, 717 nucleotides long. RefSeq lists its product as uncharacterized. The transcript is spliced from 2 exons. Lineage: Eukaryota; Fungi; Ascomycota; Sordariomycetes; Glomerellales; Glomerellaceae. The coding region runs from base 1 to 717 and encodes 238 amino acids. The record is from RefSeq and is a predicted model, not a curated record.
AUGUCUGCCGACGGCUCUUCCCCCGAGGCUUCUGCCAAGCAGGUCCUCACCGAGCGCGAGUUUGAGAUCCUCAAGCUCGCCUGGAGCUGCAUGAAGACUCCUCCCGAGAUCGACUACCAGAAGCUGGCUGCCGCCUGCGGCAUGACCAACCAUCGUUCUGCCUCCAACGCCUGGGGCUCCAUCAAGAAGAAAAUCUUCGCUGACAUGCCCCUCGCCGUCGACGAGGACGGCAAGCCCGCCGCGACCCCGAAGCGCAAGCGCGCCACCCCGGCCAAGAAGAAGGCUGCUCCCGCCACUGACGAGAACGAUGAGCUCGCCAACUCGGAUGGCGAGGAGAAGCUCGUCGUUGAGACUCCCAAGAAGAAGCGCAACACCCCGGCCAAGAAGAAGACCGCCGCUGCUGCUGCCGCUGCCGCCGGCGACGGCGAGGGCGCCGAUGACGAGGAGACUGCUCCCGAGACUCCCGCCAAGAAGAAGCGCACCCCCGCCAAGCGCAAGACCCCCGUCAAGUCCAAGAAGGCCGCCGAUGCCGCUGCCGCACCCGCCCCUGCUGAUGACGGCGAGGAGAAGGCUGAGACCGAGAACGCCGCCGACCAGGCUGCCGCUGCCGACGCCGCCGCCGAUGUCGCGAAGCUCGACGUCAAGGAUGAGGACAAGAAGAAAGAUGACAACAAGGAUGUCGACAUGGAGAACGGCGAGAACCCGGACGAGAUUUGA